This is a messenger RNA of Ilyonectria robusta, 531 nucleotides long. RefSeq lists its product as uncharacterized. The transcript is spliced from 4 exons. NCBI's taxonomy places the organism in Eukaryota, Fungi, Ascomycota, Sordariomycetes, Hypocreales, Nectriaceae. Bases 1 to 531 code for a protein of 176 amino acids. The record is from RefSeq and is a predicted model, not a curated record.
AUGUCAGCUAAUAGCACCUUAAAUAAGGUCGCUGCCCAAGCGGCUAACGAGACGCUCUUCCUCAACGCCCAACCAAGACCCGACCACAAUUGGAAAGUCUGCCUAGAGAACAAAAUCAUUGGUAUCACGGGCGCCAACAGAGCCUUGACCUGUUUAAGCCCGGCGUACACGCUCGGCAAGGCGGCCAUGACGUGCUUUGUUGACCAGGCUUCGGACUGGAACCCGAAGAUGCAAUACUACAUCGUAUGCCCAGGCUGGCUGACCCCAAGGAGCCUGGUGCAGCAUAUGUUUCUCUCUUGUCCGAUGCUGCGAGUUACACGACGGACAUUGGCAUUCCCGUCGCUGGAAUUGUGGGGGCGUGGUGAGCGAUACAUCUAUGGCUUGUACGAAGUCAAUAUUGAGACAGCUAAAAGCUGCCACAGUAACGACAAGGUUUGCAAAUACAUGAUAUGGAAGAUCAGCGGGGAACAACUCUAUUGUAAAGCUAGUGUCUCGUCUGGUGCUGGUUGUAUUACUAAAUUAAAGCCAUAA